AUGGUCUGUCAUGAUUAUGGUAAAACCUACUUUAAUGGGGUGAGGACGAUUUUGCUACGAACUAAGGUUAGGGGUGAUUCUGCACAAAUAGGAAAAAGAAACAACUCAGUCUGCCUCCGCCGAAGCCGUGCCGUGGCCGCGCCACCGCCGCCAUACCAAGGAAUUAUGGUUGGACAAGAAGAAAAGAAAUCCUCUUCAAAUAGCUCUCUCUCUCCAAAUGCUUCAGAACUUACCCACUCUUCAGAUCUUUCAUCAGUUCUGUUGAAAACGGAAGGAAGCUCAUCAAAUGUUGCUCCUGAAACCAAAUCUGUCACCCGUCCCACCUCUUCACAAAAGGCAUCUAAAAGGCUUUCGGAUUCAAUAACAAAUUUUACCGUUCAGUGUGCCAACUGCUUAAAAUGGAGGUUCAUCCCCACAAAGGAGAAGUAUGAGCAGAUACGAGAAACAAUAGUGGAACAACCUUUUGUUUGUGAAAUGGCUCAUGAAUGGCGUCCUGAAGUGACAUGUGACGUCGAACCAGAUCUUGUGAAAGAUGAUGGCAGUUGGCGUUGGGCAAUAGAUAAGCCCAGUAUUCCUAAACCACCUCCGGGCUGGCAACGAAUUUUACGACUCAGAGCUGAAGGAGGCACAAAAUUUGCCGACGUGUAUUACGUUCCUCCAUCAUCGGGCAAGUGGCUACGAACAACAAGGGAAGUUGAGAGGUACCUAAAUGAGCAUCCAGAAUACAUAGGCGUGAAGCUGCGAUGCCAGUUGCUGCCAUUCCCAUAUCUUGGAUUGCUCCAGACCAGAUUGGAGAUUUGCACUUUGGUGGGGAAGGGAGCUCUCAUGUUGAGUCACCUGCAGAAAGUUGAGGAUGGCAUAGCCAUAAUUCCUACUGCAGGCAGCGGACGUUGGUUAAAUACGUCACAACACUUCAUAGCAUAA
Molecule: messenger RNA, 924 nt
Organism: Fraxinus pennsylvanica
Lineage: Eukaryota; Viridiplantae; Streptophyta; Magnoliopsida; Lamiales; Oleaceae
Source: the annotation of a GenBank genome assembly